CUAAGAUCAGCAUAUCUUAAUGAUAAGAAAUUGUCGAACGAUUCAUUCAUCGCUGACGGACUUGGCAAGCUUUACGGAGAUGCUAUUACUGCCUUCCCGGUGCAUAGGAUGGCCAAUAUGAUGUGUCGCCACUCACCGCAGCCGGUGUACUACAGCGAGUUCAGUUACCAAGGCAACAACAGCCACUACUUAGACCCUAAUACCAAGAAGCCUGUCGCGGUGGCCCACCACGACGAUCUCAUUUACGUUUUCUCGUUGAGUUAUCGGUUCCCGACUAUAGAGGUAUCAGACAGCGAAGACUCUAAGAUGGUGGACAAAAUGACCACGAUGUGGUACAAUUUCGCUAAGACUGGGAUUCCGAACCCCAGCGCAGAGUCUCAAGAACCAAAAGAUAGCGAUUCGUUCACAUGGCCCGUCAUGACUCCAAGCAAAAGAGUCUACUUGCGCAUAGACAAGCAAUUCUCAGUCCAUGAGAAUUUGUUUGAAGACAGGUUCAAAGUCUGGGAAGAAUUGUAUCCCAUACCAUAUUAAUAGAAUAUAGAAAUGCUUGGAAUUUA
This is a messenger RNA of Manduca sexta (tobacco hornworm), 557 nucleotides long. RefSeq names its product esterase E4-like. The record is from RefSeq and is a predicted model, not a curated record. The annotation marks the transcript as partial. The transcript has 4 exons. NCBI's taxonomy places the organism in Eukaryota, Metazoa, Arthropoda, Insecta, Lepidoptera, Sphingidae.